Messenger RNA from Plectropomus leopardus (leopard coralgrouper), 3891 nucleotides. It is a transcript of the gene sidt2, whose product is annotated as SID1 transmembrane family, member 2. Gene Ontology annotation, cellular component: plasma membrane; lysosome. Lineage: Eukaryota; Metazoa; Chordata; Actinopteri; Perciformes; Serranidae. Gene Ontology annotation, biological process: RNA transport. Gene Ontology annotation, molecular function: double-stranded RNA binding; RNA transmembrane transporter activity. The record is from RefSeq and is a predicted model, not a curated record.
GGAGGGGGCGCUAAAGUCAGAGCUUUUCUCAGUGUAAACACGCUCAAUCUCUCGACUCUCCGCAUCAGAUGUACUUGCACAAUGCCGUGUCGCUGCGAAUACAGGACGUGACAACCGCUGACACUGGACUGACUUAAAUAACACCUCGUUACUGUAUUGUUUUUGACACGAUCCGCGAUCCCGGAGCCGAACUUCCGACAUGAAAACAUGGAGCUGCCUUAUCAAUAACGCUAACAUUAGCACAGCUAGCUAGCAGCUCGCCAGGCUUUAGAUGAGGAAUUGAGUGUCGAUGUCAAUUUUUCGUCCUGUAACUUGUCUUAUUUCUUUUUGCGACAGCUUCGAGUUUGUUUUUGAGUGUCAAUUGGAGGAGCGUAUCUUUAAUGUAACCACCCCGCUGUCUCAAUAGCUCGUCAGUUAGCAGCUGUUGUUGUUGCUGCAAGUGGCAGAGUUAAGCUAGCAAGCUUACUAUUGUUGCUCAAUGGGGUGGAGUUGCCGUUAGUUUUGCCACACAGGCUAGAAUAACGUUAGGUAUCAGUUCCAGUUAAGGAAGACGGUGUUAAAUAAAAUGUUGUUACGGAGCUGCUGGAAGUCUCGACAUAAAAACAGCCCUGCUCCCUGUGGGAUCCUACCGGGAUUGGUAGCCCUGCUCUGGUUAUGUGUGACCCAGUUUGUUUGCGGCACUGGGGCGGUGGGGGAGACCAAAAAUGUGAUCCAGAAAGAUGCAGAGUUUGAUGUCAUCUAUAAUGACACAGUAACAAGUGAAAACCAGACCAUCUAUGCGUUUAAUCACACUGUCUCCAGGAAUAAGACGGAGGGAGUGCGUGUGUCUGUGGAUGUGCUGUCACAGGGUUUUGAGAGUCCCAUCCUUUUUGUGGUACGACAGAAGCAAGCCGUGCUGUCUUUUCAAAUCCCUCUCAUUUUAAGAGGCCUAUACCAGAGGAAGUACCCUUACAAUCAUGUGGCCCGGACACUGUGCCAGCCUCCGACCCGGGCACUCUCUGAGACUCAGUACUUCUUUGUGGACGUGUCCACUCUGUCCAGCCAGGGUACAAACUACCAGCUUAGGGUCAGCCGAGUUGAAAGCUUCACCCUGCAAACAGACAAGAAAUUCAUCUUCACUGCGUCACCAUCUCAACCUCAGUACUUCAAAUAUGUCUUCCCGGAUGGGGUGGACACUGUGAUCGUCAAGGUCAACUCAGAAAUGACCUUUCCGUGCUCCGUUAUGUCCAUUCAGGACAUCCAGUGCCCUGUCUAUGACCUUGACAACAAUGUGGCCUUCAUUGGGAUGUACCAGACAAUGACCAAAAAAGGCGCCAUCACUGUGCAGAGAAAAGAUUUCCCCAGCAACAGCUUCUAUGUGGUGAUUGUGGUAAAAACAGAGGAUGAGGCAUGCGGUGGCCCGCUGCGCUUCUACCCUCUCCGUCCUGAUGAGCUGAUCGACGCCGGCAACCGCAGCAAGGUCAUUGAUGUGAUGGUCAGCCCUGCUAUCAACUCGGAGGUGUAUGUGAAGGGCAUGCUGUUCUGUCUGGGCAUCUUCCUCUCCUUCUACCUGCUCACCUUUCUCAUGGCCUGUAUUGAGAACAAGCGGAUGAAGAAGAAAGAGGUGUUUCGGAUUCCUGCUGACAUGUCGCCUGCUGAGACAGCCUCUCUGCUUGGGAAGAACGGAGAUGGCAAAACUCCAGCCUCACCUUAUGAAUAUGGCUCCUUUGCUGACAACGGAAGCACGCUCAGCUCAGAAGCCAUCACUGAAAGCGCUACGUCAACUGACAACAACUAUGGAUACAUGGAGCGAGCGUUGGACAGUGUGGGACGAAGCAGGCAGGAGUCUCUGAGCUCCGUGGAGGAGGACGACUACGACACCCUCGACGACAUCGACUCAGACAAAAACAUCGUCCGCACAAAGAAAUUUCUAUGUGUGUCUGACCUGGCCCGCAAGGACAAGAGGAUCCUCAGCAAGAAAUACCAAAUCUACUUCUGGAACAUUUCCACCAUUGCUGUGUUCUACGCGCUGCCAGUCGUCCAGCUGGUCAUCACCUACCAGACGGUGGUCAAUGUCACAGGAAACCAGGACAUCUGCUUCUACAACUUCCUGUGUGCCCAUCCUCUGGGAGCUCUGAGCGCGUUCAACAACAUCCUCAGUAACCUUGGUUACGUGCUGCUGGGACUCCUCUUCUUACUUAUCGUCCUCAAAAGAGAUAUCGUCCACAAUCGAGCCCUGGUCCGCAAUGAUCUCAACGCACUGGAAUGUGGCAUCCCAAAGCACUUCGGUCUCUAUUAUGCCAUGGGAACUGCUCUGAUGAUGGAGGGCUUGCUCAGUGCCUGCUACCACGUCUGUCCAAACUACACCAACUUCCAGUUCGACACCUCCUUCAUGUACAUGAUUGCUGGACUUUGUAUGUUGAAGCUGUAUCAAAAGAGACACCCAGACAUCAACGCGAGCGCUUACACUGCCUACGCCUGCCUGGCCGCGGUCAUCUUCUUCUCUGUGCUGGGAGUGGUGUUUGGGAAAGGAAACACAGCCUUCUGGAUCGUUUUCUCCGUGAUCCACAUCCUGGCCACUCUGCUCCUCAGCACACAGCUCUACUACAUGGGCCGCUGGAGGCUGGACUCUGGGAUCCUGCGCAGGAUGGUGUACAUCGUAUACACAGAUUGCAUCAGACAGUGCAGCGGACCGAUGUACAUUGACCGUAUGGUUCUGCUCGUAAUGGGGAACAUCGUUAACUGGUCUCUAGCUGCCUACGGCCUCAUAGAGAGACCUAACGACUUCGCCUCCUACCUGCUGGCCAUCGCCAUCUGCAACCUGCUGCUCUACUUUGCCUUUUACAUCAUUAUGAAGUUGCGGAGCGGCGAGAGAAUCCAGUGUCUGGCGUUGGUGUGUAUUCUGUUCACGGCUGUGGUGUGGGGCUUUGCACUAUAUUUCUUCUUCCAGGGUCUCAGCACCUGGCAGAAAACUCCAGCAGAGUCCCGCGAGCACAACAGGGACUGUAUUCUGCUUUCAUUCUUUGAUGAUCACGACAUUUGGCAUUUCCUCUCCUCCAUCGCCAUGUUUGGAUCCUUCCUGGUCCUCCUGACCAUGGAUGACGACCUCGACACCGUCCAGAGAGACAAGAUCUUUGUCUUCUAGAUGCGUAGGAUCUUCAGCAAUGAGCUCAGCUCUUCCUCUCUGCCUUAUCGCCCUCAUCUCUCUCCCUUUCGCGUCUCCUUUGUGUUGUGAAUGAAGCACAGCCAGUAGCCUGUUUUUCCCCCGGCUGUACAGCGGGCACCACUCUGCCCUUCACAGCCAAUCAGCCAGUCUGGGAAGGGCAGUAGCCCCUCCCUCCACCUGUACGGACACAAACGUGCCAAUGAAGAGCCUGGAUUUGACGUCCAGUGAUGCUGAAGUGUUUUGUCCUCUUGCUGCCAUCAUCAAUAUAACUGUUGUAAUCAAUGUUUACGUACUGCUGACGAUGAAGAUAACAAUGUAUGCAUCGCUAAAAGAAACUAUCCAAAUUAACUUAUUUUAUACUGUCCGCAUUACAUUUGACCUACAAUGCAUUUUGAAAUUACUGUUUGUAUGCUGUUUAUAUGCUGGUUGUGUGUGUGUGUUUGUACAGGUGUGUGUGUGUGUGUUUACAAACACUAAUGUGAGAACAUGAAUCCCGUCCAGUCUGUCAGUGGCCUUUAAUGUUCUAAUCAUGUUAGUCACAUACUGUGCUCUGAUUGGUCAGAUCCUCAAGCUAGCCGUCCUUCUCAUUGGAGAACAUUAAUAAAAAAAUAAUGAUGAUGAUUGUAUUUACUUCUCGACUGCCCUCAAGUCUGAAUGCUAAGGUAUCUUUUUGCACUGUACUGUAUGAAGAAAAUGAUUUUAAUGUCAAAUGAGCGGUUACUGAAUAAAUAUCUCAUUUUCAGAUA